AAAACACUACAAGGUGAAACAUUUUCAAGAGCAUCUUUUUCAGUUAUUUUAAAGCAUUUUGUCUUGUAUUGUUACUAAAGCAGAACAGAGACUGGAGAGUGGGGGAGGACGUGCAGCAAAGAGUUGUGCUUGGGUGCUGAACCAUCAACUACUGCAAUGAGGAUAAUAGUGUCUGCACAUGCUUUAGCUGUUAGCGCCAGCAACACCCCAUCUUCUCAUCUGAAAGUGUAAAGAGACGACACAAAAAAACACCCCCAAAACAGGCACACAUAAACAUACACCAAAUGUAAUUGACAGGGACUUUUGUUCUAACUGUUAAUUCCUAGCAGCCCUCUCUGGGGAGUCAUGGUAACUGUUCACUAGCCGGGUCUUUCUUUAAUGAUUGCUUACUGACAGACUGAACUCUGCAUUUAUUCACUCAGUCUGUUUUUAAAUGGUGUGUUUAGUAAAAAAAAAUAAAGAAAUGAAGUUAUUUUUCUGUGCUUUAUCAUGGAGGGUGAGACACUGUUUUUUGUUGUGCUUUGAGGGAUAAUUUGUGACGCUUUAGUGUUUUGUCUUGCACUACUGCCGAAGAACCACCGACCUGCUCUCCAUAUCCUGAUCAGCAGAUCCUCCUAGGUCUCAGUAUCAUAUUAUUGUCUUCUAGGAUGGACAUUAAUCUUAAAUGGAUAUUUUGAAAACCUUUUAAGCUUUCAUUCUUAAACCUUGUGUAUUGUGUGAAAGACAACUUGGCCUUCACAAUGAGCUUUUAUUUGUUGAGUUUCACCAGUGUGACAAGACAGAUGGGAAAGCUUGUUACACAUACCAACCAUUCAUUUUGACUAAGAGUGUGACUCUUCAGCAUAAAUCAAUCUGAUGAUUUCCAAUAUCUGACUGUUUUCCUUGAAUAUUAUGAGUUUUGUCAAAAUGAUGAACAUGUGCCCAAGACACUUUUGCCUACUCACAAAGUUUUUGAAAACCAACAGCAGCAGCAGGAGGAGAAAUAUUAUAACACUACAGCCACUAAACUCUUAAAAGAAAGAGAUUUACUGAUCAAAAGGCUCAGAUCAUUUAGAUCAAUUUUGGUGAUUUUCAGCAUUCCUUUGUGCUUGUAGCAUUGAGUUUGCAGCAAACUAACUAAUCCUGGAGCUACACCUUUCUACUCCAAAGCAACUUGGUUAUUAUAUUUGAGAGCACUCAUCUACAGUAGGUAACCAAAAACCCUUGACUUGAACAGUUACAUAAGUUUGUGAUCAUAUCACUUAGUAAAUUCAAGGAUUGAUAAGAUCAAGAAUUCAAAUGAUGACAAGUCAGGGCCCACAGGAGACAGACUUCGCUAAAUAGAAAGCACCAGAGUUGCAUAAUGUUUCGCAUGUUCAUGUUGGAUGAUAAAUGCAUUUCCCUUUCCCACAGCUAUACAGUUUGACUUUGUUAUACUCUAAAUGUCAUGUGUUUAUCUCACAUCCAUCAGACCCCAUAGGUAGCACUACAGGGCAGAGUUGCUCGCAAGUUCCCACAGUGCUUGGACAACACAAAUCCCCCUUUUGUGGUUCUAUUUAUUGCAUUGUUUAUUUUUUUCCAGUCUAAAGUCUCUGUUCCCAAGACGGAAUGCCUUUAAUGGUUUUGUGGGAUACAUUUAUUUACUCUGUUUUUCAGUGGUAACAAAUUAAUAUCAGCUAUUUUCUCCCAAUCUUAAUUUGUCUCGUUUGCUGUGGUCGAGAACCGCCACUGCUGCAAAUAAAAAAAAAUGCAAGAAAAAAAAAAGUCACAACAGAAGUUACUGAUGCAAAAAAGCCUGCUGCAAAUAAAAAGGAAAUGGUGCAGAUUUAAAAAAAAAAGCCACAACGGAAGUUAACGAUGCAAAAAAAAAAAAAAAAGAUAUGAUAGGAAAAAAAAGUUACUUACUGCGAAAAUAAAAAGAUGCAAAUAAAAAAGGGCUUUUUUUCUGCACCGUUCCUUUUUUAUUUGCAGCAGGCUUUCGUUUCUUUUUUUUUCAUCAAUAACUUCUAUUGUGGCUCCUUUUUUUGCAUUUUUCUUUAAUUGCAGCAGUGGCGGUUCUCCGCCACCAUACAUUUUUGUAUCAAUAGCUUAAUCUGCUACUUUUUUCAUUUAAGCAACUACCUUAGUUACUUGACAAAAUACCUCUCACCUCCAUGACUACUUUGGUUUUUAUCCUCCUAUUAAAGGGAUAUUCCGGCAUAAAAUCAAUUUAGGGUCAAACACACCGUAACACUGAGUCAGACACCCCGUCGAGAGACUAAUGUUGCUGAACGCUUGCUUCUCUAGUUAUAACGACUGCAAUAUAGCAAUACACAGCAGUCUGAGGAGCCAUAAACAAUCCUCAACCGAAACGCCACUCUAUAGCCACAAAUAAUGCUCAGAACAGCAUCUAACUUCAUCCACUGUACAUAUAGGGUCCUAGCCACGGUACUAGCCACCAAACUUCUUUUUAACUUUGCCUAAUUUCUUUUGCAAAGAGACUAAACACAUAUCACCUACUCUCUUCCAGCAGCUCCUUGUUUGUUGCGAGACCUUCUAACUCGUCCAUCAUUGACUACUGCGGGGUGACGCAGCUCAAGGAAGAACAUUUAUGAUCAUGACUUUAUCAUUUCCUUAAAGUAAUAAUCACCACAUUAAUCAUUUUGCAGUGCAGACGCGGUAGUUCUUCCGCCUUAGCGUCUCGGUCUGAUUGCGUUUCCAUGAAGAAUUGAUCAUAAGGCCCGAGCAGCUGCUGGAAGACAGUAGGUGAGUUGUAUUUAGUCUCUUUGCUUAAGAAAUUAGGCAAAUUUAAAAAGAUGUUUGGUGGCUAGUGCUUUGGUUGAGGUUUGUUUAUGGCUCCUCAGACUGCGUCGUUACUUGUUGGUAAGUUGGUAUAACUAGAGAAGCAACAUUCAUCUCUUGACGGGGUGUAUAACUCGGUGUUACGGUGUGUUUGACCCUCAAUGAAUAUCCCUCACUUUACAUUUUAUCAUAACAUUAUAACAAGUUGGCAUUCGCUCCUAAAUUUCCGCUAAAGUUUACGAGGGGCCCUGAAGGCAACAUACUACGUUGCUUACGCUUCUGACGAAUCGCGCAGGAGCCGGGGCGCCUCCCUCCCUCCGUGCCGAGCAGAGCCGCUAGAGUGGAGACGCACACAGCGGAGUUCACUCCAUCUCUGUCCGCAGCUAGCUAACCCCGCAGCAAGGCCACUGCGGGAAGAUGGCGACAGACAAACAGAAACAUGAAGGAAGAGUUAAAAUCGGACACUACAUUCUCGGAGACACGCUUGGAGUGGGGACAUUCGGAAAGGUUAAAGGUACGUGUGGCUGUCUUGACGCUCCUGCAUCCUGCCAAGUGAAAGACGGUGGCAAUGAAAGCUAUUAGCCUAGCUGCUAACUUAGCCUGCUAACGUUGCAAGCAACCGUUGAUGGCAACGCCAGGACGGUAACACACUUGUUGUCCAGCUACUUGCCUCAACUUGUUUGCGACUGAUACAACGUUGGUUUAAUGAGGCCAACAUCGUCUGGAGUUUCCUUUAACAGCCUCACAGUGCAAGAUUUAUGGCAUUAGCUUGUGUGCAGUCACUUAUAUAUCAGUCAGCGCGAGCUAGCCAGAAAGCCACAAGUCGCCUGUCAAGACAGACACCGGGAAGUAAAAACCUUCCGCUGGGGAGUAUUUGGUGGCCCUCCUUCGCCCUGUUUUGUCUCUUUUAACUUAAGAGACGUUUAAUGGAAAGUUGCGUCCCCCGGAACUGAACUUCGUCUCAUUCUUUCCAUUGAGUUGCUGUUUCCACCACAGUAAGAGUGAUUACUGUUUACAUGUACACUCACCUGCAACAACGUUAUGAAUACCAAAUGAAACCCCCUACUUUAUUAAAGGAAAAAAACAGAUAUACUGAAAUAUAAUGUGCUGUAGAGGGAAAAGACAAAGAAAAUGACUAAUACAAAAACUAAACACAUUAAUAAAGUAGUAUAUCACUAAUCUAUACAGUUCAUACACACAUAUCAGACAUAAAAUAAGGUUUUUAGGGUCUCUGUCCUUUUGUAUUGGGCUGCAACAGAUUGCUAAUAUAUAAUGUUAUGAAUUGUCAGUCUAUGUAUGGGGAGAGUGGGGCAAAUCCAGUCCAACUUACGCCCAGUGUUGUCUUGUCAGUCCAGAGGGCGGUAGGAGAAGUAUGUCAAUAUACAGUUAAGCUUGUACCAACAGGUACCAGUACCUAGGAUCCCAGAAAAACAUCUAUUUCUAUUUGCCUACAUGGUCUUUUCAGAUAUAUGCCUCGUCGUCUUUGAUGUGCUGGUUAAAAAGCAGAAACCUUGUCUGCAAACUCCUCGUCUGUUUCAUCCUGUAGUGCUUUUUGUCUCCUGGGAACACACGAUUAUAGCCAAAUAUACCCAAAUGAAGUGCAACAACCCAACCCUUUUCAAAAACAACCACCAGUUUUGUUUAUAGUUAUUUCCCAGUGAGUCAUCCCCCUGCUUUUCUUUAUAAUGUCAGGGGAAGACAGAGAAGCACAGUGUGCUGGAUUUUGUGAUUGUUAUGGUCUUGAUAGCCGGAGAUGUGGUUAAUCGUUCACUACCAGCACAACUGGUAAAUCAAUAGUGUUUGUUGGUGAACACUCCCGUGCAAGUGUGCUGGGAACCCACUGUGCUCUCAGAUCUUAUAGCUUUUUCUCCUCAUGGCAGAUGUGUUCUGAUAUGUUUGCAUACUUUUCUCCUUUGGCCCCUGCAGUUAAAUAUCACUUUCAUGUGCAACUUAAGUCGUGUUUUUGUUUCGUUUAGUAUGAUUAUAAUGUUUAUGCUUUUAGAUAACUUUUUGACCUUUUGGUUUGAGGACCCUGUGCAAAAACCAAUGUCUAAACAAAGGAUACAAUGAUAUCUCAAAGAUAAGAACCAGCAGUUUCUCUCAUAGUAACCAGGCAUUUCAACAUUUUUAACAGCUUUUAGCACUAUUUUGAUAUCCUGGUCCACAAAAUACCAGUUUUGCUGUAUUUAGAACAGCUUUCUUCUAGAGGUGGGAAUCACUGGUGGUCCCACGAUACGACAUUACCACGAUACUUGGGCCACAAUACGAUAUUUUCACGAUACUUGAGCCAUGAUACAAUAUUAUCACGAUACUUGAACCAGGAUACAAUAUUAUCAUGAUACUUGAACCAAGAUACAAUAUUAUCACGAUACUUGGGCCAGGAUACGAUAUUAUCACGAUACUUGAGCCAUGAUACAAUAUUAUCAUGAUACUUGAACCACAUUACGAUAUUAUGACGAUACUUGGGCCACGAUACAAUAUUAUCACGAUACUUGAACCACAAUACAAUAUUAUCACGAUACUUGGGCCAUGAUAUGGUAUCACGAUACUUGAGCUGUUAUACAAUAUUAUCACGAUACUUGAGCCAUUAUACAAUAUUAUCACGAUACAAUAUUAUCACAAUACUUGAGCCAUGAUAUGCUGUUAUCACGAUACUUGAGCCAUGAUAAGAUAUCACGAUACUUGAACCACGAUACAAUAAUAUUAUUAUACUUGGGCCACGAUAUGACAUUAUCACAAUACUUGAGCCAUGAUACGAUGUUAUCACGAUACUUGGGCCAAGAUCCGAUAUGAUUGUGAUAUUUAACAUUUUGCAAAACAGUGAGUAUUGCGAAACAAUAUAUUGCGAUUUUAACAAUUUUUUUCAACUGUUUAGCUAAUUUAGCAUUUGUCUUUCCUUUAUGUUUGUCUUAUUUACGCUGUAUUUUAUUUUCAUGUGCUACAUCUUGCACACCUUAUAUAUAUUUGUCGUACUCACUUUCUCCUGCUCUAUAAUGUCAACUCACUAGACAAUCAGUUGAUUUUAUUUUUUCAUUAUCGUAAAUUUGACUUCUUAUUGGCAAUUAAUUUGAAAAAAAUCGAUAUUUGGUAAAUGAGAUGAUACGAUAAAUCGCCAGAAAAAACAUCACGAUACUAUGCUGUAUCGAUUUUUUUCUCCCACCCCUACUUUCUUCUGUAUUCUGCCUGUUUUGAAAAGAACUGCAAACAGAUAAAUUGUUGAUCUUAUAUGGGAGUAAUCAGAAGCUAAAUAGCCAGCACUUGGUUGAACCAGUCAGUUCAAAUAUAGCAUAGUUUGAAUUCUAUUUCAAGCAUUAACACUCAAGUAACCCCUCAGGAGUUGUACCAGCUGAGAUAGUUGAACCGUAAGCUCAAGUUACGACUUAAAUUUUACACCUAGCUCUGAGUAGAUGUAAAGUCCUCAGUAGAACAAUAGUUGCAAUAGUGCAUUGUUAUGAAAGAUUGCCCUAUCACUUGUGCUUUGUUAUACUUUACAUACCAUGACGUUCUUGUUUGUUGAUAAAUGGGAGUAAACUGUGGCAGCUUUUUUGUUAGCUGUGUGCCGUAAAAAAGAGGUUAACAGGCACUUAAAUAAACACUUCUUUAAGAAAAAGAAAAGCUUUUCACUGAUUGGCCAAAUGGAGUGAAAACAUGUUUUCUUCAACAAUAUUUUACUAGUUAAGGUAACCUUACAUCCACAUGGUGUAAUCAAAUAUUGACACAACAUAACUACUUCCAACUCAACUACUUCCCAUGUAUAGUUUCGUGUGGACUUUGCAUCCUAACUCAACACACAGGCUUGGUUGAGGCAGGAAUUGGACUGGGGGAAGGGUAAAUAAAUUGGGCUUAGAUUCAUUAGGUGAGCAGCCACAGACAAAUGCUCUGUAAAUGCCAAAGUCACUGCCUGCUAAUGUGUGUGAUAGCAGCUUUAUGAGGUGGUAACCUGACUCUAUUGAUGCGGCUUCUGCUGAGCCUGUCAGUUUCUUCCUUUUUGAAAGUUUGCAUUUCGGCGUUAACAAAACUUAACGCUACAGUGGCCUCGUGUUAGUUUAGAAAAGAAAAGUACUAUCUCUAAUGUUACUCUUCUUUCUGGUUUGACUCUGAAGCACUCAUUUUGUUUUCUCCUGCAGUGGGCCAACAUGAGCUGACCAAACACCAAGUGGCGGUAAAGAUCCUGAACAGGCAGAAGAUCCGCAGUUUGGAUGUGGUGGGAAAGAUCCGGCGGGAGAUCCAGAACCUCAAGCUUUUCAGGCAUCCUCACAUAAUUAAACUGUAAGUCCUAGAUUACACCCUGCUCGCUGUUUCCGUAAUCCCCCCCGCCGUCGCCACAUUAAUGCCACCCACUGAGCUAUUUCCAGGCUCUAAUAGCGUGUUUUAGAAUACAUCCAUCUAGGACAAUAUCAGUCUGAGCCAGUCUGUCCUCUCCCUCCAAUCCUCGGCUUUAUUGCCUGUUAUGGUUUUUCCCCUCUGUUGACCUUUCAUUAUAAUGUGAGAAAGUGUUUCAUCUCUGUCUUUUAUGACACCUCGCUAUCCACCCCUUCUGCUUAGAUCCAGUCCUCUAAAGUUAGCAUUAAAGUCUGAACACAGCAGACAAGCAGCCUUUUGUCCCACUUUUUCUGUCAUCUUUUGCUCAGUUUAUGAUGCAGAGAGUUGCGUAUUUUUGUAUGAGUCAUUGUUUGACUUGUCAUGUCUGAACUGUCUUCGCACCAACCAGAGGUCAUCUCAGCACACUGUUGUUGUUUAAUUGUCGUACGCGUGCAUUUGGAAGUAAUGAAAGUCUCCACAAAAUGCUGUCCUGCGACACUGUUGCUCAAAAAGUCAGUCAUCUAAAAAUAAAGUCAGGAGGUUGUGUAGGUACUUCCUGCUCAGUGAGGUUCACUGACUGUAGUGAAGGCCGCAGCUAGAGGGUCAUUACUGCCCAGGAGGUGUGGCUAAUUGCCUGAAAUACCAGCCCCAUGUCAUGCAUGCACAAGAAUGUAAACUCUGUUUUGUGUGUGUGUGAGAGAGAGAGAGAGAGAGAGAGAGAGAGAUCCAAUCUUCGACAGGGUGGACAAACACUGGGGUAGAGGGCAUUGCAUUGCCUGUUUAGUCUGGAAAAAAAAAGUCUCUGAAGAAAAGAGGAGCAAGAUUACACAAAUUUUACUUCUUGGAGGAUGUUUCUGCAACUGUGACUCAUGAGAUUAGCAGUUAGUUCACAACUUUGAUCUUCUAAGAGUGACUUCUUUUGCAUUUAGAGUCAUUUGCUGGACUCAAUCGACUGGAACACAAUCGCAGUUGCAAUUAGCUGCAGACAAGAAAUUUAGUGAUGUGUGGAUGAGAGUUGGUGGAUUAAAGAAAGGGCUGAUGUAGGAUUAAACUGCUUCUGGCAUUUUGAAAUAUGUGGGCUUAGAGCUGCAGGGGUUACAAUAUGUUUUCUGUCCUGCUGACAGACAUCAGAGUUUCUGUUUAUUUUUCCUUUUGCUCGAUGUUGGAUAUGGCAGUCACAGGGAGAAAUACAGCAUAGCCAGCCACACAUCCAGUUAAGUAUAAUCAGAUGUAGCUGUGUGUCAUGGAUGUAGAUGAUUCACCUGUGAUAUUAGUCAUGAAAACAAAGUGUUUGUUUUUUGGGGAGUAUUAAGUCUUGAUUGUUUAAAAACUGAAGCUCUCUAAGGUGUUUUCACAACUGCAGUUAGUUCAUUUUGCAAGUACGGAUGAUUUUUUCAUGACCAGCAAAAGGAUUUUGAGUUUCAGUUUAUGCCAAAACGAAACAUGAUCAAAUGAAAAAUGAUGACAGAAAAGAGAGGAAGACAGGAAAGUGACACAACCGGAAGCCAACCUUGAUCUCUCACCCUUCCCCAGUCAGAGUUACUUGGAAUUUAAUUUAUGAACAAUAAACUCACGGCUGACCGAUGAUUGAGGGCAGGGUAGAGGAAGGGCAUGUCCGACAUUGUGCAAUGAACACAAGUUUGACAAGUGACAGACACAUUCACACACACACCCACAAGCCAUAGGCCCAACUCAUGCAGCAACCUGAUUCCUGAAGCCUCAAGAAAGAAAGUUGAUGACCAAAUGCCGCAUACACACCCAUUCAAAAAAGUCCAUAUUUACAGCAAAAAAAGGGGAUGUCUAGAGUUCAUGGUUACUUCAUACUGAUCAAAAGUUAUGUUGAGUCAGCUUUCCCAAAAGGCUUCAAAACUCAGCUUCAGAAACCGAUGUAUGAUGUCACUGAGGCAGCAUCUAUGUAUCAGACAGUCUGUGGUCUAGAUAAGUCUUGUGAUUGUUCUGGAGAGACGUGGCGACCGCUGACCUAUUUGGCUUUUUUAAAAUGUUUCAGAGUCAAUAACAAAUCCUGAAGAUGUUUAAGCACAUCACCUGAUAAAUAAAGAAAUAAGUGUUUUUAUUUUAGCUGUACACAAACUGCUUACUACUGAUUCUUUGGCUUUGCGCUGAUUCCUGCAGGUAUCAGGUUAUUAGCACCCCCACAGAUAUCUUCAUGGUGAUGGAGUAUGUCUCAGGAGGAGAGCUCUUCGAUUACAUCUGCAAAAAUGGAAAGGUAAUGUUUUUUUGAUAUUGAGAUGAUAACAUUCCAGAUUUCCUCCACAGCAUGUACCGCUGGUGUUGUACAAAACAUUCAAAGCUAAGGGGCAGGAACAGAGGAUUGUGUUUUUAUCUAUGCAGAUACAUGAACCUGUGAACCAAAUGUUGAAAGCAGCUGCAGCGCAGACUAUUUUAAAACACCACAGGAAAUGCUUCUUAGUCAGCUCUGAUGUGCUAAUUGAGUCACAGAGAAGAUCUCACCUAGUAGAUAAUUUUUGCCUCGACAGUUGGACGAAAAGGAGAGUCGUCGGCUGUUCCAGCAGAUUAUCUCCGCGGUCGACUACUGUCACAGGCACAUGGUGGUGCAUCGAGACCUCAAGCCUGAAAAUGUGCUGCUUGAUGCGCACAUGAAUGCCAAGAUCGCAGAUUUUGGUAAGUGUGUCUCAAUCUAAAACAUGGAAAUCAAUGCAGGUCACAGGGAUUCAGGGGCAUUUUGGGCAAGUAGCUGUUUUAAAACCCUAUCAAUGCAGCAAUGUCCUCAUCUGCAUAGUUUCCCUGCUUGUGUCGUCUCCUUUAAGUGUAACACUCUACGUUUAUGAGGCUUGCAGAAUCUGUUUACUGCCACAACUUCCUUGACCUCAUUUUACCUUCAGAUUAUAAUUUCAGUACACUCCUCAGUCUAAAACACACAGAUUUGAUCUUUGGGAAAAGGAAUGCUCCUGGUUAAGUGAGCGCUCUCUAAAUUAACAAAAGUUUCAAGGCUGACAUUGUGGUGUAAAUGGAUGCACACAAAGAAAGAAACACAUAUUGUUUGAUGGUUAAACUCGGCUCCACUGAACAGUUGGUUGCGAUAGAUAAGAUAUCCAAAGGAACAUAGUCAUUUGUCAGUGAAGGCAGCUUGUAAACAAAAACAAACCCAAAGCAAUAUUGUCAGAAAUAUCUUUCCAAGAAUUCUUCAAAUGUUUUAUGAGUGAGAAAAUGUACGCAAAUGUUUGCUUUGCCUAAAGGUCAGAAACACUGUCUUUCUAAACAUAUAUGCACAACUCAUUUCCACACACAGGAAUAUUUGUUGUAAAAAGUGCUGUUUGUUGUUGUAUUUUCUCCUCACUCAGUUUGCAUCAUCAUGUUUUUUUUUUUGUCCACAUUAUGAUUUUGGAUCCUAAUUUGGCCCGUUUAUCUGUACACUCUGAAUCCGUUCCCUUUGUAUUUUUCCUGAAACUCUUGCAGGGCAACUUGAAAUGCAGCAGCUGUAGAAAGAGAAAUAAAGCGGACACAAUGAGAAAGGGUCUAAAUCUAUCACUGCUUGAUCUGCUUUAAAGAAAGUUUCACUCACUGAAGAUUAAUGGCUCUGCCACCAGCAAAGUGGAGGAGCUCACUUCUUCAUAUCGACUCUUUAUUUUUACUUUUUUAACUUUAAAACAAUUUAUUCCAGAUACGUCUUUAAGUAGGAGUUUUUUAGAUUAACCUGAAACCAGGAAUGCCUGUACCCCUCAUAUAGUAAACCAUCCAUCAAAUCAUGGCAUGUUUUAUUGCUGUGUAUGCACAAUAUGUGAGGCAGUUAUAUUUUAUUAUUUUUAGUGACAUUGUUUUAAACUAUCGUGUAAGAACAGGGUGAAAGAGGUUACUCAAACAGGUGAAUCAAGUUUGAUCAAGUUUUAUCACCUGGCUAGCUUGCCUCAGCUUCACUGCGAACAGUUUUGCCAUAAUAAUCUGAACCAGUGACUGUAACUUCUUGCGUUUCCUCUAUGCUGCCCCCCCCAGAAAACAUUUCAGAAUUUGAAGCUGAACACCAAAAGUUUUUAGAUGUGUGUUUGUGCUUUACGAUGUCCUAAAUGGAACUGUGUGCAGGUUUAUCAAACAUGAUGUCAGACGGGGAGUUUCUGCGGACAAGCUGUGGUUCUCCAAACUAUGCUGCUCCUGAGGUCAUCUCAGGAAGGUAAUGCUUUUGUCAUCAUUAAAGUUGUAGCACACUACUCUCUCUGGCAGUAAAUGGGUACGAGUUGUAUCUGCAAGCUUGCUAAAAUGUAGUUUUUAUGCUUACUGGAUUUUUUUUUUUGCAGGUUAUAUGCUGGUCCAGAGGUCGAUAUCUGGAGCAGUGGGGUCAUUCUCUAUGCCUUGUUGUGUGGGACGCUUCCCUUCGAUGACGAUCACGUGCCAACGCUCUUUAAGAAGAUCUGCGAUGGGAUCUUUUUCACCCCACAGUAUCUGAACCCAUCUGUAAUAAGCCUCCUUAAACACAUGCUGCAGGUGGACCCCAUGAAAAGAGCCACCAUCAAAGAGAUCAGGUGAGAUCCAUCAGUCAAACAGUUUCUGUCCAGCCCGUUGUUUUGUGGUCCAGAUUAUUUUUAAGUUUGGAUUUUCAAAGACAAAGAUACAAAAAAACACUGCUUUUAUAAACUAACUGAAAGAGUUCCCAUCCCCACAGAGAGGACGACUGGUUUAAAGAGGAUCUACCCAAGUACUUGUUUCCUGAGGACCCCUCCUACAGCAACAACAUGAUUGACGACGAGGCCCUGAAGGAAGUGUGCGACAAGUUUGAGUGCACAGAAGAGGAGGUCCUCUCCUGCAUAUACAGCCGCAACCAUCAGGAUCCUCUGGCCGUCGCCUACCACCUCAUCAUUGACAAUCGCCGCAUCAUGAGCGAAGCCAAGGAUUUCUACCUGGCGUCCAGCCCUCCGGACAGCUUCCUCGAUGACCAACACUUGACCACAUCCGGCGCGGCUGUUACCGGCGUCGUGAAGCCUCACCCCGAGAGGGUACCCUUCCUCGUAGCGGAGACUCUGCCUCGGCCUCGUCACACUCUGGAUGAACUGAACCCUCAGAAGUCAAAGCACCAGGGCGUAAGACGAGCCAAGUGGCACCUGGGUAUCCGCAGUCAGAGCAGACCAAAUGACAUCAUGUCUGAAGUGUGCCGUGCCAUGAAACAGCUGGAUUAUGAAUGGAAGGUAAGGAAAUGCAAGAGAAAAAUGUGUAUGAAAUGCUUUCUUUGCUUCAGAUACAACACAUUCAUCAAUAGAAAUAUUAAAUAUAUGUUCUUUUGAACUUUUCCAGGUUGUGAAUCCAUAUUAUCUACGUGUGAGAAGGAAGAAUCCGAUUACAGGCAUGCAAACCAAAAUGAGCCUUCAACUCUACCAGGUGGACAGUAGAACCUACCUCCUAGACUUCCGUAGCAUAGAUGGUGAGUCUCACCAACAGUUUUUUAAGAGUGUAUGUGUGUGUGCGUGUGUGUUUAUUUGACAAACCUAAUACCUAGUAUGUGAUGGACAAUCCAAGAUAAUCCCAGUCAGUCUUGAAGUAUUUUCUCCAUGUGAACUUAGCCCACAAUGAUUUCAGCUCCCUUCGUCCUGUUAGUGUUUAUCUGAAGUCUGUCCUGUCGUAAGCUGCAUCAGCGCAGACCUCAUAAAUGAUUGACUCAGGGUUUAGAGCUCGGUUUUGCUCUGUCUGUGUAGGUGUGCGUCAGUACCGCAGAGGAAACUAUGAGAUAAGAGUGUUGUUAUAGGCCAUUCACGCAGCUCAGGCAUGCAGUUUAGAGGGUAUGAGAUGACACUUUGUCUGCAGACUUCAGCGGAGACUGCCGCGGUGUUUGUGUUUGGCUGCAGUUGGAACAGAUAACUCCGGGGAAUAAUACUGAAACUUUAUCUUCUCUAUUAAAAUCCACUUGUUUGAUAUCUUGGAUGUAAUACAUAGUGUGUUAGUUGAAGUACCUCUUGUCAUGCUUGACAGAAAACAUUUAGCAAUUUUUUUUAGUAUUAAGACUGGAGACAUAAGAUAAGUAAAUGCUAAAACUUUACAUACAAAAAGUGCAAAUGCUAUAACUUGCAGUUUUUAUCAUUUGAUGUCCUUUAUAUUUUGCACAAUCCCUGUGUCUUCAACAUGUUUCUCCAAAAUUGUAACAAUUGGUGUCAGUUGUAAAUGCUCAUAUAGAAAUAGCAGGUCUUGACACUAACUUUUUUUUCCACAAGGGUCACGUGUAAGGAGCAGACAAAGAACUUUAGGGGCACAAUGAAAAUUGAUCAAAUAAUCAAAUAAAUCAAAAUAAAUUAAAUAAUGUGUCCGUCUAAUUUCCAUCCUAAAACUAACUUCACCACCGUAUUUAUAUCAGAACACACUUUUGUCUCUGCUAAUUAUUUUUCAUGGGCACAUGUGCCUCUAAAUACAUUUUACAAUUCGCAAACAUCUAUUUUUAGUCGCAAAUGCGAGUGAAACUGUCGCACUGUCAAACCCGGGAUAGCAAAGAAAAGUCAUUUAUUUACUGUGCAGCCCUGUUAUGCAACCAGGGGUUUAACUAGAGAGGUCAGAAAAAUGCACAGAUUUGCUAAGCUGCACUUCUGAUUAUCAUAAGUGCUUUCUAAUAAUUUCUCAUGUUUUAGCCUGAAUACAGAGGUGCCAUAAUCCCAAAUAUAGCUGUUGCUAUAAUCAAAUGUUCUCUCUUCUUUUCUCAUUCAGAUGAUAUGUUGGAGACAAAAUCUGGAACUGCUACCCCUCUCCGCUCUGGCUCUGUGGGCAACUACCGCACCACAAUUAAGAACGAUGUAGAUGGCGCAGACGCUCCGGCUACAUCCAGCGCCGUGCUCCCUACCAAGGCUGCAGAGGGCUCCUUAGCUUCAUCACUGACCUCAUCCAUUGAUUCAACGGGAGGGGGAGACAACAUGGCUGUCCCUCGACCGGGAAGCCACACCAUCGAGUUCUUCGAAAUGUGUGCGAAUCUUAUUAAACUACUUGCACGAUAGCUUGCAAAACAAUCGCUAGCCUUUUUUUCUCUCCGAGUGUCUUUACAGCAAUAAGCAUGCAAGCGAUUCAUGGCUCAGUUCAUCCCAGCUGAGGAUGAAGUGAUUGUUCCAUGGCACUGAUGCAGGUUAGCGUUCCCUAUGUGGAAGAGAUGUUACUGAGCUGGCAGGGAAUGUAAGGAGGUCAGUGGGAAAGAUGAGCGACCAAGCUACUUAACAGCAAGGACAGAACAACAUUCAAGAAAGGGGUUUUUAAAAAAUUUCUGAUCAGUUGAACAGUCCACAUCCCAACUUAACAUAGUAAACAUGCAAGUGAUUACACUGAAUUUCCUGUACUGUAGCCAGGGAGCUCUACUUUCCAGUCUAGAGAACAAAAUCAAGUUCCUGCCCACAGAAAAAAAGCCACACAUCCACGUUGAUGUUUUAAGGUGGCAGUCAUAUGGGAGGCAGGAAACACUUUUGCACAAGUAUCUUUAAUUUCCUGCUGCUCUUGUAUUUCUCUCAGUGGGGAUCAGGUGGUGCAGAUAUAUCGGAGUGCUGCACCGGCUAUAACUAGGGGGUUGUCAUGCCCAUCCCAUUCAUUUGACUCUGAAGAAGUGCAAUGACCCAUGUUGUUUCUGUCUUGUGUUGGGGACAAAAGAUUGCUUCAUCAGAUUUCUGUUUUGGUUUUCAUUUUGUUGUGAAACUGAGUUGUCAGACUAAAUUUUCAUGGUUUUGUCCUUGUUGUAAAAAAUUUGUUUGAAUUUGUCUGUCCCCUACAUUUUUAUAUAUAAAGACGUGAAUAUAUUUAUCAGUGCGUUAAGUGGACGCCGUGUUGGUUCUAUUGGAAAUGGAAUUGUUUGUUUUCUUUAUUGCAUUAAGAUCUAUUGCUGGAUGGUAUAUAUUUUCCUUUUUUACUGUCUGGUUUUUAAAUCAAUAUCACAGUUUUGUUUUCUUCAAUCACAACUAUUCUGAUACUUGAUUGUCUUUCCAGAUAAACAUGACCUGCUUUACCGUUCAAGAGGUAUUUUGCCAUGACAGUCAAAAUCUAGAAAUAUAUCAUUUUCAGUGUCGCAUAUUAAAAUGACGAGUUGAUUUUGACUUAUUUUGUUGCAUUUUCUCUAUUUGUUUUUUAGAUUAGGAGUUAGGAUUUGAGUGUGAUACCUGGGUGAGAUGCCUUUUGUCUCCUUUUAGUUUUAAAAUGCCAAUCCAUUUUAAAUGUACAGGCCUCAGCGCCCAAUCUGAAAAUGAAUACAAAUACAUGCAGUGCAUGGACAAUUCUAAUUGGUAGGAGAAUAUAUCUCAAAUUUUCUAGAUAUGUUUAUGUUGAGACACAUUCCCUUGAAGGUUAACCUUUAAAAAAAAAAGGUUUACGAAGAGUAUGUUUGUUGGAGCAGACUUGUGAGCUUGGAAUGGUUCUCAUGGCUCAAUAACAACUCCGAUAAAGAGUACAUAACAUCACAAGAUUUGAUCAUAAAUGUGUGUCUGGUUUUAUAUUUGAUAUAAAAAUGUUCAACAGAACCUGAUACUUGCAAGCUCACAAAGUCUGAGUCAGUGUCUUUUAAUCACAGCUUUGAUGCCUCUCCCUCCAUUUCCUGUCCAGUCUUAAAGUUUUGAAUGGUGUCUGUUGUUUGGCUGCCUUAUCAUUAUCAGUACUGUCAAUCGGUUUUUAUGUCCAUAAUGUUGGAACUCAGUUCUGGUCAGUUAUAGGGACCUUUUGCAAGCUCAAGUUCAAAUGAUUUUUUCAAUGUUGAGUCAUAAUUAUUGUUUUCAGUGGAUUUAAAGAUGACUUAAUUGUCAGCAUUACAAAGAAAAAAAAAAGAUCCUUAUCACAAAGCUUAAACAUCUGAUCGUUUUGUUGCCAAACUUUAGUAGACCUCAGUGACUGCUGCCACCUUUUAAUUUAAGAAAUAUGAAUAAACAAAGAGAGCAUACAUGGUUUCUUAUUUCGUCAAUCGCUACCAUCUAUAGUCAUAUAAGCCAGGUUUUUAGGAGCUUUGCAUGUUCUUAUUGUACAAUGAGACACAUCCUAUUUAUUAUUAGUAGGUGGCUGUAGUUGCUGGGGUCGGGGUUUCCAGUGUUUAGCUCUCAACAGCUUUAAAAAUCUCAAAUAUUUCAUCUGUGUGAACAAUUUUACAUCUUAGAGAUCUAUUACAUCCAAACUGAGUGACAAUAUUUGUGAUCAUCUUGUUUUUCUUGUCUUAAGAGGCAGGGUUGGACUGAAAUGAACCAGAGUUUUGAACUUCAGUGAUCAUGCUAAAGACACACUAUGGUCAUGGAGAGAUAUUAUUAAAACUAAAUGCUUUUGGUUUUAAGGGGCAGUUGCAAGUACUGUUUACAUAACUUUUCAUGGGUGUCAUGAUAGGUUUUGUAGGAAAGAUGAAUGUGUGAGGAGUGACAUUAUUUGACAGCUUUUGGGAUGGUAAAGUGGACUCUAAGCAGUUGAAUUCUGUCAGUCUGUCUGAACUGCUUUAAAGAAAUAUUGUUCUAUUUUUGUUUGAUGUAAAGGGACCCUAGCAGAUCGACCAGUGUAAAUCUGAAUGGACAGUGUUUAAAUCAUUUGUAUACACAACUGCCUAAUAAACUGCUAAAUUGCACACAAAUUUC
Molecule: messenger RNA, 16586 nt
Organism: Xyrichtys novacula (pearly razorfish)
Lineage: Eukaryota; Metazoa; Chordata; Actinopteri; Labriformes; Labridae
Source: the annotation of a GenBank genome assembly